AUGUCGGAAGAAGGUAAACCUAGUUCCAAAGAUAGUGACGGUGGUUCUAGUUGGGGAUAUCAUUUAAACUCGUCCCUCGUUCUUAGCCUCAUGAAAUUGGAUGGGUCGAACUAUCUUGCAUGGUCGCAAGCUUGUUUACUUUCGAUUCAAGCCAAUAGAAAGCAUAAAUUCAUUAAUGGGACGUCUAAGAAACCCAAGGAUGAUGAUCCUAGAUUGGAUGAUUGGGAAUCGGACAAUGCCAGGGUGAAAACGUGGCUCUUUAAUUCAAUGGAACCAAAUAUUAAGAAGAGCUAUCUAUUUCUUGCCAGUUCUCAAGAAAUUUAG
This is a messenger RNA of Impatiens glandulifera, 324 nucleotides long. RefSeq lists its product as uncharacterized. The record is from RefSeq and is a predicted model, not a curated record. The transcript has a single exon. Bases 1 to 324 code for a protein of 107 amino acids. Lineage: Eukaryota; Viridiplantae; Streptophyta; Magnoliopsida; Ericales; Balsaminaceae.